AUGACUACAGCUCUCGGAGUCGUUGCCGACACAGUGAGCCUUUGGACUUUCGCUGCGGGCAUAUUUGGAGGGCAACAACGCGAUAAGACAGUGGUCAGAGUCGCAGCAGCCUUGAAUGGUGGAAGUGGCUACACUUCCGACGGUGAUGGUGACGUUGGAGCCAUUCGGUUGUACAGCGAAUCCCAGCAGCUCAUUGGCAAUACGGCAGGUAACUAUGUGGGCUCUGGGAAUUAUAAGGACUUCUCCAUCAACCAGGCAGACAACAAGCAGGCUCCUUACGUGCAAGUCGCCGCAGGCACUAAUGCCAUCUGUAUUCCCUACGUUAGCACUACCUGGGCCGAUGGGAACAAAUAUGCCUGGGUGGGUGAUUUCGGCGCUGUUUGCGGCCUAGACUGGUACUAUGGCAAUCUCUAUGUUGCAGCCAGCAAAGCGAAGCCUAGAUGCACAUGGAUCGACUCGGACCAUAACAGUGGCCUCAAAGCCGGCAUGCUCUUCAUACACUUCCCCAGCUUCCAAGAUACUUCAGACCACGGAACCAAUGCGCACGACUACUGCCACUUCCCCUCCUUCCGCGCGUACACCAACGCCAAUGGCGGCGGCAACUCGAUCUUCUCACGAGACACGCUUGAUGCAUCGGCGCAGAAUGUCAAACGUGCUGUUGACAGCCGCAUCGUUGUGACCGCAGAUCCAGGCCAUAACGCGACUGAGCUAUGCGCGAGUGGAACUUCUAGGGGACCAGAUCUCGUCUCGCUAUACGAGAACGUGUACUGCGAUAUGGACACGCGCCGCACACUUCCGGUCUGCGGAGACGGUAUCGUUACGGAUUGCUUCGACGUUGAAACCAAACAAGAGCUUAUGCGGAGUGGGAAGAGGAGCCAGAAGGAAUUCUCGGAUGUGAUCACGUGGGAUUGA
Molecule: messenger RNA, 912 nt
Organism: Alternaria conjuncta
Lineage: Eukaryota; Fungi; Ascomycota; Dothideomycetes; Pleosporales; Pleosporaceae
Exons: 4
Coding region: 1-912 (303 amino acids)
Source: RefSeq, a predicted model, not a curated record